Messenger RNA from Dermacentor albipictus, 2903 nucleotides. RefSeq lists its product as uncharacterized. Gene Ontology annotation, cellular component: ribonucleoprotein complex. Gene Ontology annotation, biological process: retrotransposition. The record is from RefSeq and is a predicted model, not a curated record. Lineage: Eukaryota; Metazoa; Arthropoda; Arachnida; Ixodida; Ixodidae. Gene Ontology annotation, molecular function: single-stranded RNA binding.
AGGAGCGGUUAAAUCCAAUUUAGAUGUGCUCGUCCUGCUACAUGCUGCUACUACUUCUGGCAGAGAAGACAUAGAGAAAUGGAGAAGACUUCGCGCAGCGUUAAUGGAUAGUUUGCGUGCGUAGAUGAAUGCGACAAGUACGGGAUACACCACCGAAGUGCGCGAGCCCGUCAGCACAAGGCGACCCGUUUGCCUUAUUUUUGAUAGAGUUCGGACUCUAGGCAUAUUCUUGCACUCCUGCUGCUUCACACGGCAAGAUGACGUCGUGUAGACCCUCGUACGGCAGCUACUGUUGUGUAGCGUGGUGCCAAAACAACGGAAGAACGCAAAAGAAGCCCGGAACCUGUUUCUUUCGCAUCCCACGGGACAGCAGAAUAACAUCACAAAAGAAAAGAGAACCUGGAAAAGAGAUACAGCAAGCACCCAGGUUGGCAGCAUGGGUGACAUACUCCCGAAGGGCCGACCUUAUGGAAAAGCCAGCCAGCGUAUUGUACAAAUCAUACAGGAUGUGCAGCGACCAUUUCACAGCACAAGAUUUCAUGGACCCAGGGCACACGCGGCUCACAAAAAGAGCUGUACCUACUGUUUACCCAGAUUCUGUUGACAUGUCGCCUGCUCAAGUUUUUGUGGUUACAUCACCUCAAAACACCGUCCACGAGGACCAUCUGGAAAAAUCUAUAUGCAUCAUCUCCUUGUCUGAAGACCCUGCUGUGCAAGGCUACAGCCAUGCUGUGGAUGAUGAACAAGCCAGUGAGGAUGUCGUGGAAGAAACAUGCGAGAAAAGCUCCCUUGUGGCAGCAAGCCAUGUUGCUGAAGGCAAUUUUGCAGGAAGCCUGCAGGUGAUGUCUGGCGGCAACACCUCCUUGAGCGAGCUAGGUGCUGCAGACUCUCAAGUGGACCUGUCUGGCAGCAGUUCAACCGGGGCUGAGUGUUAUGCUGCGCAUGAUGGCAUGUCCACAAGUACCAGCAGCUUUAUUGACAAAGCUGCAAGCUCAGGAGAAGACCUUCCUGAUGGCAUGUCCACAAGUACCAGCAGCUUUAUUGACAAAGCUGCAAGCUCAGGAGGAGACCUUCCUGUUGCUUUCAACGGUGUAGCAAGGGGCUCUCCAUCAAAAAAAUUUAGGACAACCAUCCAUCGACUGCAGUCCAAGGUGGCAAGCUACCGGCGGACCAUUGCACGGUUACGGAAGCAGCAGAGCAAGCUGCUGCCAUCAAUUUCGAAGGCACUAGAAAUGAUCCGUCCAUUUGUGUCAGAGGAGGUUUUUAAACUUGUAUGUGCACACAUGCAGUUGCAGAAGAAGGGAAAUGGCAAGCGGUUCCCUGCUUGGGUCAAGAAGUUCGCUUUGGAUUUGUAUUUUCGUGGACCACGAGCUUACGAAUAUUUGGCACCAAUUUUCUCUUUGCCUACGCCACGUUCUCUGAGGCGGUGGAUAAGUAACCUAACGGAUGAGCAGGUGUGAUUCCUAAAUGUAUGGAGUAUUUCAGCGAGCAUCAAACAUGAAAUAAGUGUGACCGAGUGUGCACACUUGUGUUUGAUGAAAUAGCUCUAAACAAGAAUUUGUCUUAUGAUAAAGUUCAAGAAGUUUGUGUAAGUAUAUUUCUGGACACGUUUGUGAUGGCAUGUCUGAUUUGUGGUUCCUUCUGAAGGUGCAACUGCACCUCCAAGUGGUUGGGUGGGGUGCAACACUCCUUUCAGGAUGCUAUUCAUUGUGAACCCCUGCAGCUUUGCAAUGUCAAUUGUUUAACCUUCACCACGUGCCUAAGAGGAAGCAGCUCAAGUACGAAUGAUGCAGUGCACAAUGUGGUAGUCUCGGGAAGACUACUCAAGCCAGUUCCCGGUUUUAAAGCUUAGUGCAUGUGUUGAUAUUGUACAGGUGACAGAGCUGAUGUGAGGUAAUCUUGCAGAAUGGUUGAGUGAGUCGGUGAGGCUGCAGGUUUCAGUGCAGGGCAAUGUAGUGGUCUCGCAAAGACUACUUUGUGUGUGUUGCCGAUUGGAUACAUAAAUGACAAAAGCAGAUGUGGGUGCUUGUGGAAGUCAGCUUGUGGAAUGGUCGUUGGGUGAGGGGGUGUAGAUAUACGUGCAAAGCAAAAUGGUUGUCUUGGAAAGACUGUUUUGUGUGUGUUGCCGAUUGGAGACAUAACGGAUAUAAAAGCAGGCAUUGAAGAGGGUAGGUAAGCUUGCGGAAUGAUAAGGGAAAGGGGUACGGAUUAAGAACAAAUCAGCGUAGUGGUUAGGAGGCUUACCCUAGGCGGUGUUCGAUUGUCUGGUUGAUCGGCAUGUUGCCGAAAGGAUUAACGUUAACAAUGCUUUAAGUACCAACCUAAGGUUUAAAGAAAUAUUUCACGUUUCAGAGCCGGCACUGCUCUUGUUUACAGUGAAAUAGCAUUUCAUUCUAUGCAUUAAACUAGGUGGUAGCACCCUCCACAGAGGUAUGAUGGAGGUCGCACUUCUGGAGGAAGUGGGACGGGGAGGGGAUAGACCUCUCGAGUUGUUAGUUAAUGAGAGACCCGUAGUGCGGCCCGAAAACACCAGAUAUGUUACGACAAAAAUAUGCAUUAUUGGUGCAGAAGGUGGUACAAGUCUACUAGUCUCUUUUUUUUGCUGAAAUAUAUAGUGUUUUUUACAUGUCUCUCUUUUUUAGGCUGCAACAUUCGAUUUUUUUCUUCUCCAAGUUAUGUAUUGUUGAUUGCCUAGUGGCAUUCUUUUGGCAAUGUCUUCCAGCUUGCUUGCAGUGUGUAAAAUAGGUCGCAAGUGUAUCGGCUUUGCAUUUUUUUGAUGUGAAACAGAUUACUUAGUUUUCUGUAUUGCACUCCUGCCCUGUUAUGUAUGCGCCAAGUGGCGACGGUAUACUGUGUUGCUCUUGUAUUUCAUGGAGUGAAGUAAAUAUUCAAUUAAAAGGUUA